AUGUAUCCGGAGUACACCAUGCCGGCCGCGACGCCCUCAGCGGACGAGACCAAGGGGCUCUCGCAGUCUAUGCAUAAUCCACACAAUGCCGGCCAGUCCACCAGGCCAAAGUACGACUCCCCUCCGCGUCCGGAACACUUCGUCGUACGCAAAGGGCCCGAAGGCAACACUAUCGUGCCUCUCAUCCCGAUCGACAUGCUACCCGAUUAUGUCGAGCUCGUCGGCGUACCCCGGGUCCUUACUAUCAAAGAGACAACCAGCAUGAAGAACCUUGGCGAGUACAUCAAGCAGCCGGGCCAGUAUCGACUGCACUUCGUGGCCAGCCCUCUCGAGAAGGCGUACGAUACUCCAAGCAAUGAUGGGAAAGAAGUACUCGGGAAGGCUGCAGAUGAAGAUUCAUCCUUUCAGCGAGAAAAGCCAGCACUUGAGAUUUUGCCCGAUAACCUGACGGGAACGUCCGGAUCGGGCUCUGGAUCGGCAAAGAAAACCGUUCGCCCCGAAACCAAAACCCGCUCGAAAGCAGCACCAGUUCAAGCUCCUCCGCCGGCGGUGCCGACGCCUCCUCGCCGUGUACUAGACUGGGCCGAUGACACGGAGUCUGUCUCCACCGAUGACUUCUCCGGUGCCGAGAACUCCUCCGGCUCCAGUCGAAACAACGGCAAGCGGCGUGAUAACCGACAGGACAAGACGAUGUCCGAGAUGGAGAAGUCAACAGCCGAGACCGCGGACCGCAUGCUCAAGGUCGCCGCGGCGGCUUCAGCGCACCGCUUGGCUCCCACCCGCUCCGCCUCGGCUCCGAUGACCAGCUCCAGCAGCGGCAAGAAGAAGACCAGCAAGCCCAAGUUCUCGCGCCCCGCCGGCAGUCUCUGCCGCCACUGGUGCCAGACGGGCCAGUGCAGCUUCGGCACGGACUGCCGAUACACGCACCAGAUGCCCGUGACGCUGGAAGACCUCGCCGACGUGGGCCUCAUGGAGCUGCCGGUGUGGUGGCGCAAGUUGGCUGGGCUGCCCUCCGAGGGGACCAUUGAUGUCCGCAUUUUCUCUGCCGCCAGUGCCGUUGCAGCUGGAAGCAGCGACAGUGGCAGCAGCAGCAGCAGCAGAAAGAAGAGUCCCGGUCCAGCUUCAGCAGGUGCUUCUCCGGUGGUAUAUCUGUCAAAGAAGACCAAGCUCAGGGCCCACAAUGAGGAGAGGAGGUUGGCGGAGGAGUUUCAUGCCGUCCGUCUUGGGGUCGAGAGAGCCCAGGCGAGUGCCUCUCCCGUGCCUAUUGCUGGAGAAAAUGGCAAGAGAAAGAUGGGCUCGGGGAGCGCUGGGAUUCUGGCCAAGAAACCUCAGCAGGAGGCAGAGCCUGUAGUUGCGCGUGUUGUGCCAGCUUCUGAGCCUGUUGUCGAAAAGCUGGUCGACAUUUGA
Molecule: messenger RNA, 1407 nt
Organism: Colletotrichum karsti
Lineage: Eukaryota; Fungi; Ascomycota; Sordariomycetes; Glomerellales; Glomerellaceae
Exons: 3
Coding region: 1-1407 (468 amino acids)
Molecular function (GO): metal ion binding
Source: RefSeq, a predicted model, not a curated record